Iphiclides podalirius (scarce swallowtail) is the source of this 210-nucleotide messenger RNA. NCBI's taxonomy places the organism in Eukaryota, Metazoa, Arthropoda, Insecta, Lepidoptera, Papilionidae. The record is from the annotation of a GenBank genome assembly.
AUGUCAACGCAUCUGGAACCCUCGGGUGUAGCAGAUGUCCAUGGGCGGCGGUAUUCACUUAACAUCAGAACUGAACCACUUCGACUGCACAAUUUGUGGCGUCCAUCAAAUCCUGGGGACAGGAACGGGCAGGCAGAACAGGCAGGGCCGGAUUUAGGGGAGGGCAACCGGGGCUACAACCCCGGGGCCUCCACGAAAGAGAGGCCCCCC